AGAUCUGACUUACGUUUUGUCUGUUAUGAUUAUUAGGCUGUAGCGUUUGCCAAAAUGGUUAGACGCCGGCUGUUAGUUGCUGCUAAGCUAAUGUGCCGGCUAUUCCACGUUUGUUAAACGGCUACAGGAUUAGUCCAGGCACAGUCGGUCUAGUAACUGCUCGCGGUCUGUUGCAUUUACCUGUUUCUCCUUGGAUAUUUUUGUGCUUUGCAGAAACACUGCACCGUGAAUUUCACCGCACAUAAUUGAAACAUUGCUGAUAGAGCACACAAAACAUUCGAAUGUUGUCAGCAAACUUGCUUAUGGAAACCAAACCCACAGGAUUUGAGAUGUAUUCAGUCUGGUCUGGAAAAGUCAAAGUUGGUUUAUGUAGAUGGGGGGUGAAUCACAAGUAAUGUCCAGACACAAAAAUGAAAAAGUACCAUCACAGUAUCAUCACUCAUUACCAGCCAGUCAGCUUGUUCUUGGUUCCCUGUCUAUGGAGAAAAUCACCCUCAAGGACUCAAUGAUGAAAUAGUAGCCUGAUGUGAAUUAAAGUCAGAAAGUACUAUCCAUCUACAGUAUCUACUGCGGUCCCCGCAACUGUUGACGAAAUGACUGGCAAAUAUGGCCUGGUGGGCUACAACGGUUCACGGAAGCACAUUUCCAUCUCCAUACCGUCGUCCACGGAGGUGAUGUCGCCCCACAUAAAGUCUUUGGAGGAGCUGCGGGUGCUCGGGAUCAACCUCAGCAGCUUCAGUGCUCUCACUCAGUUCUUCAUUUGUGUGGCUGGAGUCUUUCUGUUUUACCUCAUCUAUGGAUAUUUGCAGGAACUCAUAUUUUCCAUGGACGGAUUUAGACCCUUUGGUUGGUACCUCACGUUAGUCCAGUUUGGCUUCUAUUCUGUGUUUGGACUGGUGGAGCUUCAGCUAACCCAGGACAAACGCAGAAGGAUACCAGGGAAGACGUACAUGAUCAUUGCCUUUCUCACAGUGGGAACGAUGGGUCUCUCCAACACAUCGUUGGGCUACUUGAACUACCCGACGCAAGUCAUCUUCAAGUGCUGUAAACUUAUCCCGGUCAUGAUUGGGGGAGUGUUCAUUCAAGGGAAACGCUAUAAUCUGGCCGACGUUUCUGCUGCUCUCUGCAUGAGCUUUGGACUCAUUUGGUUUACACUUGCGGACAGUAAAGUGGCUCCCAAUUUUAAUGUCACAGGGGUUCUCCUGAUUUCAAUGGCACUUUGUGCAGAUGCUGCAAUCGGCAACGUGCAAGAAAAAGCAAUGAAGCUCCAUAAUGGCUCCAACUCUGAAAUGGUUCUGUACUCGUACUCCAUCGGGUUUGUCUACAUACUGGCCGGUCUGCUCUGUGUGGGCGGACUCGGGCCAGCAGUGGCAUUCUGCUCAGAGCAUCCUGUAAAGACGUACGGCUAUGCGUUCCUGUUCUCUCUUACUGGGUAUUUUGGCAUUUCCUUUGUGCUGGCCUUAAUCAAGUUGUUUGGUGCCUUAGUUGCAGUGACGGUGACCACUGGGAGAAAGGCCAUGACGAUCGUUCUCUCCUUCAUGUUCUUCAGCAAACCUUUCACUUUCCAGUACAUUUGGGGCGGCCUUCUGGUGCUGUUUGGCAUCUUCUUGAAUGUUUACAGUAAAAACCGGGACAAGAUGAAGCUUCCUUCAGUCAAAGACCUCAAGAGCUGGCUGCGGGUGAGGAAGAAAGUACGGUUCCGCUCACAGAACAUCUAGCACUCACCGAAAGGAGACAUUUUUGGGGGCAAACUGCAAUUCUCUUUUGAUGCCACGUUGCAUUUCACCCUCCAUCAGCAUUGAUCCAAGGGCACGUGUACAGGAAAGUGCAUCAUUUAGCCGACCAAGUCUGAUUUGACAGCUGAUGGAUCCUGUCUACAAGUACACCACUGGUGUAUCACUGUCACUCUACUUGUCUUUGAAAAGCUGAAGGAGCGAGGUUUGGCACAGAGUUUGGCACAGAGGGGACUUAAGUAAGCCCCUGAGACACAUUCCUAUCACAGAGGACAACACUAAGAACUUGUUGGACUUCAAGGGGAAAAUGCCUUAUCUUGCCAAAAUGCUCAAUUUUUUUGCACUGCAAAAGUGACAUUCCCUCAUAUGUGGUUGUAAAAGCUAAAAGGAUUGAAGGAUAAGUGUCACUGCAGUUUCUGAUGUGUUUUAUGGAAAAGUUUUAAAGGUAUGUACCAGUGAACUGGACUUUUAAGGGAUACUCGUCUCCUUGUGAACUUCAUUUACAGACUGUACCAUCAGCAAUUCAAAUAUCUGUGAAAAUCGGGUAUUUGAACAUAAACUGCCAAAUAUUCCGAGAGUGGGUUAAAGGGUAAUUUUGUUUUACAAUAA
This is a messenger RNA of Synchiropus splendidus (mandarinfish), 2342 nucleotides long. It is a transcript of the gene slc35b3, whose product is annotated as solute carrier family 35 member B3. The record is from RefSeq and is a predicted model, not a curated record. The coding region runs from base 594 to 1718 and encodes 374 amino acids. Gene Ontology annotation, cellular component: endoplasmic reticulum membrane; Golgi membrane. Gene Ontology annotation, molecular function: 3'-phosphoadenosine 5'-phosphosulfate transmembrane transporter activity. Lineage: Eukaryota; Metazoa; Chordata; Actinopteri; Syngnathiformes; Callionymidae. The transcript has 10 exons. Gene Ontology annotation, biological process: transmembrane transport.